AUGGCCGAUGGGGACCCCGAUGAGCCAUCCUCCAGGACAGGGAGUCCGGACGUGGCAGGCCAGGCCUCUGAAGACAAAUUGUUGCUCCAUCGGAGACUGGCCAUCCAGGAGCUUGUGGACACCGAGGUCUCCUACUUGAACUUGCUGCGCCUCUGUGCCUCUGACAUCAGGGGCCGCCUCCAGCAGCUGCCACAGAUAGAUCUGGAAGUCCUGUUCUCAAACAUCGAUGAUAUCAUCCAGGUGAAUAGCAGAUUUCUUCAUGGCCUGCAGGAAAUGGUCUCCACAGAAGAGGAACAAGUGCUUCUAAUUGGUAAUUUAUUUCUCAAAUUCCAAGAAGAGUUGGAGAGUGUCUAUAAGAUCUACUGUGCCAACUAUGACCAAGCCUUACUGCUGAUUGAGUCAUACCGGAAGGAGCCAGAACUGCAGAGAGAGAUCCAAGGCAUCAUUGAGGCAGUGGUGCGGCAAGCUGGAUCUUCAGGCCUCAGUUUCUUACUGGUGGCUCCUCUGCAGAGGAUUACCAAAUACCCAUUGCUGCUACAGAAAAUCCUGGAGAAUACACCCCCUGAUGCCAGUGCGUACCCCGUCCUUCAGAGGGCUACCUCUGCCCUCCAGGACGUGAACGCCAACAUCAAUGAGUACAAGAUACGCAAAGAAGUGGCCUCCAAGUACACGAGAGUGGAACAUCUGACCCUGCGGGAGCGGCUGGCACGCAUCAACACGCACACACUGUCCAAGAAGACCACCCGGCUGAGCCAGCUGUUGAAGCAGGAGGCGGGGCUCGUGUCCAGACUGGAAGACAAGGAAUUUGAUGACUUGGAAGAGAAGUUCCAGUGGGUGUCGCUGUGUGUGACUGAGCUGAAGAGCAACGUGGCUGCUUACUUGGAUAACCUGGAGGCUUUCCUCCGCUUCAGGCCACAUGAAUAUAAUCUGGACAUCCCUGAGGGGCCUGUGGCCCAAUACAGCCACUUGGCGAGAGAGCUGCAGCUUGGAGCCUUCCUGGAGUUUAAGCAGCGUCUGGAACAGCUGGUUUGGCGACCCCUGUGCAGUCUGUCCAAAGCCCUGGCUGGUCCUCAAAACCUUAUCAAGAAACGCCUGGACAAACUGCUGGACUUUGAGAGAUUGGAAGAGAAGCUAUUGGAGGUGGGCAGCGUGACCUAUGAGGAGGAGGCUGUCCGGCACACGUACCAGGCACUCAACUCUCUGCUGGUAGCUGAGCUCCCCAAGUUUAACCAGCUGAGCAUGCAGUGGCUGGGCCAGAUCCUGCGCACCUUUGUGGUCUUACAGCAGGACUUUGCAAAGCAAGCACUGCAGAGAGCGGAGAGCAGCUCAGUCCAGCUGCCCCACUACCGUGUCUCGGAACCUGACUUCAGGAAGCUUGUGGAAGACGUGCUUGGCCAGACUGGUGACCAGCUGCGCUCCUUCCGAGAGAACUUUGAGAAAGUGCAGCCACCUCCCACCAUACAACCACUCCUCCCGGGAGCCGAGCGCCAGGUGCAGGCCCUCCUGAGCAAGUAUGGCCCUGGGAAGCUGUACCAGGUGACCAGCAACAUCAGUGGGACUGGGACGCUGGACCUGACACUACCACGGGGCCAAGUUGUGGCCCUCCUUCAAAACAAGGACACCAAAGGCAAUAGUAGCCGUUGGCUGGUGGACACUGGUGGACAGCGGGGGUAUUUGCCUGCUGGGAAACUGGAACUUUACCAUGUUGUCCCCAAUGAGGAAGAGCUCAAGUGGCAGGCGGGUCCACAUGAGGACCCCCGACCUCUAACUCCAGAACCCACUGCAGCCCCAGUUUCCUCUGUACCAGCCGUGACCCAGGUGGUAGCAGCGUACCCCUUUGUGGCCAGAAGCAGCCAUGAAGUGAGUCUGCAGGCUGGCCAGCCGGUGACAGUCCUUGAAGCCCACGACAAGAAGGGGAACCCAGAGUGGAGUCUCGUGGAUGUGAACGGACAGAGGGGCUAUGUGCCUUCGAGCUUCCUGGCCAGGGCCCCAAGCCCAGCUCCAUGGGGCUGGAGACUGCCCUCCUAG
Molecule: messenger RNA, 2028 nt
Organism: Elephantulus edwardii (Cape elephant shrew)
Lineage: Eukaryota; Metazoa; Chordata; Mammalia; Macroscelidea; Macroscelididae
Gene: ARHGEF37
Product: Rho guanine nucleotide exchange factor (GEF) 37
Exons: 12
Coding region: 1-2028 (675 amino acids)
Cellular component (GO): cytoplasm
Molecular function (GO): protein binding; guanyl-nucleotide exchange factor activity
Source: RefSeq, a predicted model, not a curated record